AGAAAAAAAAUCCUCCUCCGCCUCCGGCCCCCGGCUCAGAGGCAGGCAGCAACCGCGCACCUCCUCGGCGUGACGAACACUCGAGGCGUUCGUUAUCCAUGGCCGCCGCCGCCGCUUCCUCUGCUGUCCUCUUCCCCAACUCGCGAGCUCCCGCCACGCUGUCGCGGAGGAGGGCUUCAGGGCCGGUUCAAAGGAGGGGCUUCGUUUUUGGACUCGAGGGGCGGAGCAGGAGGGGAGCCACGGGGACCGUGCGAGCUUGCUUCAAUCCUCUCGGUGACGAACGCAUCCUCCGGGAGGCCUUGAAGGAGCCAGUUGCCUUUAUGGGUGGUGUCUUUGCUGGCCUCUUGAGGCUUGACCUGAAUGAGGAUCCUCUCAAGGAAUGGAUCACUCGGACUGUAGAGGCUUCUGGAAUUGCUGAGGAUAAUCAAACCGAUGAAUCAAGUGAGGGAUCUCAAGAUGAUGCGCCCCAACAAAUUGAGAUUGAGUGAGGUUGUUGGGCGCUGCUUUCCAACUAUCUUUAUCAGUAAUGAUGGAUAUGGACCUAGCAAGACUGGUUUGCAGAAUAUCCUUCGCCUGUAAGUUUCAUACUUACGACUUGUAAGUUGUUAUGAACCUUAAGGUAUGAAAUAGCUGGCACUCCAGAACCGUAAGCUGUUAUUGCUGAUUUGAAUCUGAAGCUACUGACGUGAACACAGGUGAUGAGUUAAUGCAGCUGCUAACUACUCGAUGAUGACUUCCCCUUUUAGUCCAAGUGUUGGAAAAAGUUUGUCUUUGAAUGGUGACGAAAUGUGGGGAAUUCACUUCCAUACCCUUUUAACUGAAAAAUAGAAUCUGCAUGUUAACUCAGUUUAGUAUCAAUAAAAAAAUUGCAGAUUUGUAUGGGUUAAGUGAUGAAAAUAAGACUUAUGUUGCCAUAGAGAAACUAUGCCAUCAAGAAAAUGUCCUUGCUUAAGGAGAACAAAUAGAAAUAGAAAAUUUGCAGCAUGAUUUUUAGUGAACGGCUUAAAUUUUAUUACAUCAUCUCUUCCGCAAUUUCGUACCCAAUUUAAAUUUAUUAGCAGGUAACAUAGUUUGGUUUCCAUUACUUUCUGGCGAGGCUUGCUUCUGGAAUUCAGAUUUGCUGAUUAUUGUGUACCUUUUGUCAUAUGCAUUCAUGUAUGAAUAUGAUUGAAACCUAUGCUAGUCCUAUAAUGCUAUGCAUGAGUGUGGUUGGAAACUCUGCUAUGCCAGAACGAAUUCGAGUAAUAGAUUUUCCUGUUU
Molecule: messenger RNA, 1260 nt
Organism: Oryza brachyantha (malo sina)
Lineage: Eukaryota; Viridiplantae; Streptophyta; Magnoliopsida; Poales; Poaceae
Product: UPF0426 protein At1g28150, chloroplastic
Exons: 4
Coding region: 99-488 (129 amino acids)
Source: RefSeq, a predicted model, not a curated record